CUUUUUUUGAAUAAAGAGGGAAAACAAAAGACCUCUCUCUCCUCUCUCUCUUUGUCCCACCAUUCGAUCAUCGCCCCUCCAUCCCCUUUUGACAAGCUCCAUCACAGCCCGCCGUUUUAGCUGCCUUGUCUUUUAGCUACAUACCUUAGCAGCGCUUUGGGCAUUUAAACUUGAAGCCUGGGCCUUGUUGUUCUCCUCAUUCUUUCUUUCUCUUCCUCUUCUGCCCAGUUUGACAUUACGUCAAAUUGCAAUUGGAGUCUUUAUUCUUCUUUUUGCUUUCUUUCGAUCUUCGGAAUCGACACGACAAUGGCCGAUUCUGUCCCUAUUCCUGAGCCUCCUGGGUUGCCCUUUUUGGGUAAUUUGGGCGAGUUCUCGGCGAACCCGAUUGAGGAUAUUGUUCGCUUGUCGAAUACAUAUGGAGAAAUCUACAGACUUCAUAUGGGUAGCCGUCCCGUUGUCUUCAUUAGCACUCAGGCCCUUGUCAACGAAGUCUGCGAUGAGAAGCGAUUUCAAAAGUCUUUGAGCUCCGUUCUCCGAGUUGUGCGUGAGGGCGUCCACGAUGGCCUAUUCACCGCACACUCCGAUGAGCCCAACUGGGGAAAAGCUCAUCGUGUUCUGACUCCGGCCUUUGGACCUCUCCCUAUCCGCGAUAUGUUUGAUGAGAUGCAUGACAUCAGCUCACAGCUGGCCCUGAAACUGGCUCGUCACGGUCCUCACAAGCCCAUUCAUGUAUCGGAUGAAUUCACAAAGCUGGCGCUGGACACCAUUGCGCUGUGUUCUAUGGAUUAUCGCUUCAACUCUUACUACAAGGACAAGAUGCACCCCUUCGUCCAGGCCAUGGGUGACUUCCUUGCAGAAUGCGGUAGACGAAACAGGAGACCCGGCUUUGCCCCCAACUUCCUCUACCGCGCCGCCAAUGAAAAGUUUUACAACGACAUCGCCAUUCUGAGAGACACUGCCAAUGCCGUUGUGGAGGCUCGAAGAAAGAAUCCCAGUGAUCGAAAGGACCUGCUCGGCGCCAUGUUGAACGGCGUGGACCCCCAGACCGGCGAGAAGCUAAGCGACGCCAACAUCACGGAUCAGCUCAUUACGUUUUUGAUUGCUGGCCAUGAGACAACGUCUGGUACGCUAUCAUUUGCCUUUUACCAUCUCUUGAAGAACCCAUCCGCCUAUCGAAAGGUCCAAGAAGAGGCCGAUGCGGUGCUUGGCCGUGGACCUGCCAAAGUCGAGCAUGUUUCCAAGCUCGUUUAUAUCCAAGCAGUCCUGAGAGAGACUCUACGUCUUAGUGCCGCAAUCCCGGCCUUUUCUGUUGAAGCUCUCGAAGAUACCCUUAUUGGAGGCAAAUACCUCGUUCACAAGGGCGAACCAAUCACCUGCGUUCUCGCCAAAUCACAUCUUGAUCCUGUAGUCUAUGGCGACGACGCCAAUGAUUUCAAGCCAGAGCGCAUGCUCGAUGAUGAGUUUGCUCGGCUCAACAGAGAAUUCCCCAACUGCUGGAAGCCCUUUGGCAACGGCAAGCGAGGCUGCAUUGGAAGAGGUUUCGCCUGGAACGAGGCCGUCAUCGCCAUGGCUAUUCUUUUCCAAAACUUCAACUUUAGCCUCGACGAUCCCAACUACCAGUUGGAAAUUGCUUCAUCCCUGACUAUCAAACCAAAGGAUUUCUUCAUGCGAGCCACCCUUAGGGAUGGAAUGACUCCGACAGAGCUUGAGCAGAGGCUGGCUGGAAAAGGCGUCGUAGAGGAGCAUCAUGCAGAUAAGAAGGCGGCCAGUGCAGCGAGCAGCAAGGGACCCCAGAAUCCCUUGGCUGUUUACUACGGUUCCAACAGCGGCACUUGCGAGGCCUUGGCCCAAAGAGUGGCAACUGAUGCAGCUAGCCAUGGCUUCAAGGUCACUGACCUUGCUCCUCUUGACUCUGCCAACCAGAACCUUCCCAAGGACCGGCCAGUCAUCAUUGUCACGGCCUCGUACGAGGGACUGGCACCAUCCAAUGCGGCCCACUUUGUAAGCUGGAUUGAAAACCUCAAGGGCAACGAGGUGGAAGGAGUGUCAUAUGCCGUCUUUGGCUGUGGUCACCACGACUGGGUCCAGACGUUCCACCGCAUUCCUAAGCUCGUGGAUUCGACUCUGGCAGAGCAUGGCGCUACUCGCCUCAUUCCGCUAGCUACUACCGAUGCUGCGGACCGUGACAUGUUUAGCGAUUUCGAAACUUGGGAGGACGAAACCCUCUGGCCUGCUCUGAAGGAAAAGUAUGGUACCUCUGCAGCAUCUACCGAUGGCUCAGCUGGCGGCUUGAUUGUCGAUGUAUCGCUCCCCCGCAAGUCGACGCUACGCCAAGAUGUCGAGGAGGCCCUCGUCACCAGCACCAAAACUCUGACUACCAGCGGAUCUACUAAGAACCACAUCGAGGUCCGCCUGCCUACAGGCAUGACAUACCGAUCCGGCGAUUAUCUGGCUGUCCUGCCCUUCAACCCGAAGGAUACGGUAGCCCGAGUCUUCCGUCGCUUCCAGCUUUCUUGGGAUGCCGUCUUGACCAUUCACUCGGACCAGCCGACUGCCCUCCCCACGGAUACCCCUGUUUCUGCAAACGACUUGUUGAGAGCAUAUGUUGAGCUAAGCCAGCCAGCAACCAAGAGGAACAUUUCUGUCAUGGUUGAAGCUACUCAGGAUGAGGAGCUCAAGGCUCAGAUUGAGAAGCUAGCUGGGGACGACUACCAGCAGGAGAUUAGUGCUAAGCGUGUUUCUGUCCUCGAUUUGUUGGAGAGAUUCCCCUCUCUCGAAUUACCCCUAGACACAUACCUAGCCAUGCUUCCACCCAUGCGUGUCCGCCAGUACUCCAUUUCCUCUUCUCCUCUGGCGGAUCCCUCCAAACUCACUCUUACCUACUCCGUUCUCGAACAGCCCGCGCUAUCCGGCCAGGGUUCUCACUUCGGAGUGGCCACGCACUUCCUGGCUUCUCUUGCCCCUGGUGAGAGACUACACGUUGCCGUCCGCCAAUCCAAAGCCUUCCACCUCCCAACCGAUGCCGAAAACACUCCUCUGAUCUUCGUCGGCACGGGCUCCGGCUUGGCUCCUUUCAGAGGCUUCGUCCAGGAGCGCGCUGCCAUGAUUGCCGCGGGCCGCAAGCUUGCGCCAGCCUUGCUCUUCUACGGAUGCCGCUCUCCCGAUAUGGACGAUCUGUAUGCCGAAGAAUUCGAGCGAUGGGAGAAGCUUGGCGCUGUCGAGAUGCGCAAGGCUUACUCGCGCGCUUCGGACAAGUCGUUUGGCUGCAAGUAUGUCCAGCACCGAAUGUCGCACGACCGCGAAGAUUUGUUUAAGCUGUGGGAUCAGGGCGCCAAGGUCCUCGUCUGCGGUAGUCGCGAUGUUGGAAAGGCCGUCGAGGCUGUUUGCGUCGAGCUUGUUCAGGAGAAGGCCAAGGCUGACGGAAAGGAGGUGGAUGAGGAGAAGGCCCAAGCUUGGUGGGACAAGCAGCGCAAUGAGAGAUAUGUCACGGAUGUGUUUGACUAGACGAGAGUCAUGCCGAUUUUGGUAUCUGAAUUUUGGGUUGUCUGUGCUUUGACGAGCAUGCCAUUAAAUGUAGCGAUGUCUUUGAGGAUAGUGUGUUGAUACAAGUCUGAUAUCAAGCGGUCAGCUUUAUUACAUUGGCAAAGAAAGAAAAGAACGGAAGAAAAAUUGUGUAGCUAUCUAACACCCAAAAUCUAUUAAACAUGAAAAAUUCAUAUGUCAGUUAUUCAAGUGUCAUCUCAACCCUCACGAUGCC
Molecule: messenger RNA, 3757 nt
Organism: Trichoderma harzianum CBS 226.95
Lineage: Eukaryota; Fungi; Ascomycota; Sordariomycetes; Hypocreales; Hypocreaceae
Exons: 6
Coding region: 307-3504 (1065 amino acids)
Cellular component (GO): cytosol
Molecular function (GO): heme binding; FMN binding; flavin adenine dinucleotide binding
Source: RefSeq, a predicted model, not a curated record